This is a messenger RNA of Racocetra persica, 172 nucleotides long. The record is from the annotation of a GenBank genome assembly. Lineage: Eukaryota; Fungi; Glomeromycota; Glomeromycetes; Diversisporales; Gigasporaceae.
UUAUACUAUUGUGGAUGACAAUGAUAAUCCUUUAGCAGAACAUGACAAAACUAGUCUUCACAUUAAAGUUCAAGUUGGUGAUAUAGUAGAAUUGAAUGAGAUCAGUAAUCCUAACAAUAUCUCAUUUGCAUUAGUCAAAGUGAUUAUUACACAUCGUGCUAAUAAUGGCAAA